Oryzias melastigma (Indian medaka) is the source of this 5412-nucleotide messenger RNA. RefSeq names its product glutamate decarboxylase 1. Gene Ontology annotation, molecular function: pyridoxal phosphate binding; glutamate decarboxylase activity. Gene Ontology annotation, biological process: GABA biosynthetic process. Lineage: Eukaryota; Metazoa; Chordata; Actinopteri; Beloniformes; Adrianichthyidae. Gene Ontology annotation, cellular component: cytoplasm; presynaptic active zone. The record is from RefSeq and is a predicted model, not a curated record. Bases 1470 to 3281 code for a protein of 603 amino acids. The transcript is spliced from 17 exons.
UUUACAUGUUUUUAGCAUUAAUAUGGUUGAUAUUUAUGACAAAAAUGUGUUUUGUUGCAGAAGUUUGGUAAAACAUCAGAAUUAUUGACAAAGUCGUAUGAAUUUUAGUUUUAAUAUCUAAAACGUAUUUUUAUUUACAUGAUUUUCAAGGAAAUACACUUUAUCCAAAUUGCAAAUUAAUGUUUAGUUCAGUUAUUGCAAGAUCCAAAAUCUUAAAAAAAAUCUUAAAUGUGUUGUUUUCUGAGUUAGAUAAAACCCAAAAAAAAAGAUCGAUAAAAAUUGAUGAAGGAUUUUGUUGUGCAAACUCCAAUCAGGAUGUGACGCACGGAGAAUGCGCACAGCUGAUUCAGAAGCGCAGAGGGCCGUGCGUAAUGGAGCUGUCCGGUGCUGAAACGCUGCUCACUCAGACAGUUUUCAGAGCGCUCCGUUCGCUGGCAUGUGACAUGACCUUUAAUCAGCUCCCGGAUGAUCCAUCAUCGCAGACUAACAAAUGUCUGCUAAACUGUGAGCGCGUGAUCAUCGCCCGUGAUUGGCUGUGUCCACGCGUGUCCAUGCCGUCACCGGUGCUGACGCGUUCCAGAUUAAUGACUCGGGUUAUAAUUAGAUUCAAGGGAAAUAUUUGUGGAUUGGCCCCUUUUGAGCUCAACUAUUCCUGGUUUCUGUCUGCCACCUGCUGGUGGAUGAAUGCGUUUGUUUUCUGUCGCAUGUUGGAUUUUUUUUAAAUUUAACUGAGAAAUUGAGGAAAUAAGAUGUUUAAUGUUGAUUUUAAAAUCCGUUUUGUAUUUUCCUUUAAAUGAUUUCCUAUAUUCAUAAUUGCUGUUGAGAAAUCAAAAAUAUGUUGAGAGCAGGUGAAAUGGCAUCAAUUAGAGGGGAUUGAUUGAGCUUUAUCUCACGUGUUUUCUUUUUUUUCCUGCAUGAACAAAAGCAUCUCUCUCCCUCCUCCCCUUCUUCGAUCCUGAUCCCUCCUCACCUAUUAUGUGUUGCUCACAUCACCAAACUUCCAAGUCCACGCUGGUGGAUUCCAAUCAGAGCUGCACAAGACAACCAGCACUUCAAAAAAAAGUCAGACUUGAGGCUCCUUUCAGCCUGAGAGGCGCAGACAACCUGCAGACGGCUCUGCCUCACGGACGCGCAGCACCAGCGGAGCCACCGCCGCCGCCGCCGUGCGCACUCACCGUGACUCGGUGACCAAACCUCUCAAAUAAAGCGGUGGCUUCUCUGUCACUUGUCCUCAGGCGAGGUCACCUUGAAUGGGAACCUGUUUUUGUUCUCCUCGUUUUGGUGGCGCGUGAGCGCAGCAGUCUCUCCAUCAGGAUUUAAUUGACUAAGAAAUCCUCUGUUUUGGACUCUUCAUCCACACACACGUCUCUUUUCCUUAUUUGAUAGCACAAAAAAGGAAAUUUUGCCUGACUAAAGCAAGAAAAAGUAUUUUCUGAGGUGAGGACUUUGGCUCAGGGUCUCGGGGAGUGAUGGCGGCGUCUGCACCCACCUCCUCCUCCACCACCACCACCUCCUCCUCCUCUGCUGGCGGCGGCGGCGCAGCGGAUCCCAACUCGACAAAUUUACGGCCGCCGGGCUCAAGUUAUGAUGCGUGGUGUGGAGUUGCGCAUGGAUGUACUAGAAAACUGGGGAUGAAAAUAUGUGGGUUCUUGCAGAAGAACGACAGCCUGGAGGAGAGGAGCAGGAUUGUGAGUUUCCUGAAGGAGCGCACAGCCUCGAACCUGCUGUCCUGCGACAACAUGGAAGGAGACGCGCGUUUCAGGCGGACAGAAACCGACUUCUCCAACCUGUUUGCAAGAGAUUUGCUACCUGCCAAAAAUGGAGAGGAGGUCACCUUGCAGUUUCUGCUGGAAAUUGUGGAAAUCCUCACCAGCUACGUACGCAAAACGUUUGACAGAUCCACUAAGGUACUUGACUUCCAUCACCCCCACCAGCUGCUGGAGGGCAUAGAAGGCUUCAACCUGGAGCUCUCUGAUCAGCCCGAGUCUCUGGAGCAGAUCCUGGUGGACUGCAGAGACACCCUGAAAUAUGGAGUGAGAACAGGUCACCCAAGGUUCUUUAACCAGCUGUCCACUGGAUUAGACAUCGUGGGGUUGGCAGGAGAGUGGCUCACUUCCACAGCCAACACUAACAUGUUUACUUAUGAGAUCGCCCCAGUUUUUGUGCUGAUGGAACAGCUGACGCUCAAAAAAAUGAGAGAGAUCAUCGGUUGGCCAAACGGAGAGGGCGAUGGGAUAUUUUCUCCAGGAGGUGCCAUUUCCAACAUGUACAGUGUGAUGGUUGCCAGGUACAAGUUCUUCCCUGAAGUGAAGACCAAAGGCAUGGCGGCGGCCCCUCGGCUGGUCCUCUUCACCUCAGAGCAUAGCCACUACUCCAUCAAGAAAGCCAGUGCAGCUCUGGGCUUUGGAACAGAGAACCUGAUCCUGUUGAGCACAGAUGAGAAAGGGAGAGUCAUUCCUGCUGAUUUGGAAGCCAAAGUAAUCAAGGCCAAGCAAAAGGGAUACGUUCCUUUGUUUGUGAACGCCACAGCCGGUACCACCGUCUACGGAGCCUUUGACCCCAUCAAUGAAAUCGCAGACAUCUGUGAAAAGUACAACAUAUGGCUUCACGUGGAUGGAGCAUGGGGAGGAGGUUUGCUGAUGUCCAGGAAGCACAAGCACAAGCUGGAUGGAGUACACAGGGCAAACUCAGUCACCUGGAAUCCCCAUAAGAUGAUGGGAGUGCCACUGCAGUGCUCUGCUAUAAUGGUCAGAGAGAGGGGAUUAUUACAAGGCUGUAACUCCAUGUGCGCGGGCUACCUGUUUCAGCCAGACAAACAGUAUGAUGUGACGUACGACACAGGGGACAAGGCCAUCCAGUGCGGGCGGCACGUUGAUAUCUUUAAGUUCUGGCUCAUGUGGAAGGCAAAGGGAACUGUUGGAUUCGAGCAGCAUAUUGACAAGUGCUUGGACCUGUCAGCGUACCUCUACAGCAAAAUAAAAGACAGAGAGGGCUUUGAGAUGGUGUUCAGCGGGGAGCCGCAGCACACAAACGUCUGCUUCUGGUACAUUCCACCCAGCCUACGUGGCAUGCCUGAUGGCAAAGAGAGGCGGGAGAGGCUCCAUAAGGUGGCCCCAAAGAUCAAGGCACUGAUGAUGGAGUCAGGAACUACGAUGGUGGGUUACCAGCCACAGGGAGACAAGGUCAACUUCUUCCGCAUGGUCAUCUCUAAUCCUGCCGCCACCCGGUCAGACAUCGACUUCCUGAUUGACGAGAUCGAGCGACUGGGGCAUGAAUUAUAAAACCUUUGUUCAAUUCCUCAAAGCCUUGAGUUUAGCUUAAUGUUCCCUUUGUCUGAUGCCUGCAGGUCUUUUCAGGUAAUGCACAAACAAUAGUAACACACCCUGAAUGUUUCUAUGUCUACUGUCUUAUGCAGCAGUGAUGUUUAAUGACUACAUUUGCACACAUGAUUGUUUCAAAAAGAAGACUAAUCAUAAUAGUAUUUUUGCUGAAACAUUUACCAAAUGGAAAAAGAUGGAGGGAAAUUAGGAGUCAUUCCAUGUAAACAAUCCUGUUUUCAAAAAAAUAGACAUAUUGUCCAAACAAAAACAAUAAAAAAUAAAAUCUACAAACACACAUUUAGUAAUAUAUUCUACAUUUCAUAUCAGACUUAAAAACUAUUUUUUAAUACAGUUUUGGCUUUAAUGGCUCAACAUUAUCAACAUUUUUAAAUGGUGUAGAUGAUCUAACCCUGAUGGGGCAUAUAUAAACUAAAUAGUUGAGGUCCAAGAAUUAAACCCUGGGGGACUCCACAUACAACAACAAUAGGUUUAAAUGUUUGAUCAUAGACUAGGGUUUGUACUGCACUCUAUUUUGGUCUGUAAUUGUUUAUUGUUGUAAGACCUGGGUUACUUUUCUGAAGAAUUUACCAAUUACAGUUUUGAGGGAGUCGUGGGGUACUUUUUCCUCAUCCCUGGAAGCCCCCGCCUGGGUCCUCCUGGUACUGCAGCUUCAUUCCACAGUACAAAAAGAUUGAUUAAUGAUUCCAAAAUGGUCCCUCAGGAGUGAGUGUCCAUUACGUCUUCAAAACAUUUUUAGGAGAGGGGGUGAGUGUGUUUGUCUGUGUGUGGGGGGAUAAACUGGCAAUUUGCCAGUGUACCCCGACUUUUGCCCUGAGGUAAUAGGGAAAGACUCAACCCUCAUGCAUAGAACAACACAGGAAUCAAAGAUGGAUAGUCGUACGUGAGCUGAAGUAUUUAACUAAGUCAGAAUAAUGUGAUACUUCUUAAAAAACUCAUAAAAUCACAGUACUAUAUGUAUAUUUUUUGGAAACAGGGUUGUCAUCAGAAGAACAGCUGAAAAUCCUGUAAAUAGCUGCUUUGAAAAUAUCAUUGUGCAUUAAAAUAAAAAUAAAAAAACACUAAGCCACUUUUUCACAAUUAAGAUAGCACAUUUAAAAGAAAAAACCUUUUAGCACAUACAGCAUAAAUCAGAAUCUAUUAUAUGUGAUAAUAAAUAUGUGUAAUUAUCAAGACAAAUUCAUCACAACAGGAUAGCUUUAGAAAUACAGCAAAGGUGUUUUUAGACUUUGUGUAGAUUGUGUAUAGUAUUGUUAUAUUGCCUUUGUGCCAAAUGUGUCCUAGUUGUACAGUGAACAAAUAAUUUAUGUAAAUUGAUCAUACAGUUUAUUAAGUAAUAGAUUGUCGAAUCAAUUUUUACUGAGAGUCUAUUUAUCUGCCGUUCUGUUCCAUUUGUAAUGUGUUCCUCCUCUUCGGAAACUCUACUGUGUCAUCUCACAAUCUUUUAAUUAACAGUCUUUUUGUGCGUUUGUAAACCAAAGAAAGGUUUAGACACAAUAUUACCGAACAUAUAACUGGAUCGUGUUCUCUUUUGUGAACAGAUUCAUGUAUUUAUAUGAGAACGCUUAAUAUGCUGCCUUUGAACGUUUGUGCAAUCUAUGUUGUGUGCGGCGUUAUUGUGAUUUGCUGAUUGAAUGUUGUCAAAAUUACUACAAGAUAAGAGGUGUGGCUGCUGCUGCUGCCAAGAGUAUAAUAAUGAGAAAAAGCACAAUGCUAAAUCAUGCACAUGGGCAGCUUUUAUUCUGGAGAUAUAUGAUUGUCUGUAUUAUAAUACGUGAAGUGAAGUAAAGUUAUAAUAUGCAAGGUUUUUUUUUUUUUUGGCAUCACACGCUUCAUCUUUAAGCAUUUUGCCUGAACAAAUAAAUGCACAGUGUUUGUUAUCGUAUUGAAAUUUAUUCAACAACUACAUUCCUGAAUUAGUGGGAAAACGUUCCCUUGUCGUCUUUAAAUGUAAGCACUUUACUGGACCUAUUAUAUGAUUGUACCCUCAAUAAAGUAUGAGCAGAAGAACCCCUGCAGACAUGUUUUGUAGUAUGUGAAGAUGUUUAAAUAAAUGCAUGUAAAGGCGUUUUGA